AUGCUAGCUUUCAAUAAAAUACCCAAAAGAAAGUCAACACUAUCAAUAAGGAAUCUCACCAACUCAACAAUAAGUCACCAAAAGAAAUCAUCAAAAAAGUCAAAAGAACCACCUAAAAAAGAACAUACAUUAGAAUCAAUACAAUAUGGUCCACUUUCACAAGCACAACAAGCUUAUUUAGAUAGAGUCAUAAGAGUAGACCAAGCAGGAGAAUUAGGAGCCAAUUACAUCUAUAAAGGUCAAUACUUUAUAUUAGCAAAUAAAUAUCCUCAUUUAAAACCAAUAUUAAAACAUAUGUGGGAUCAAGAAAUUCAUCAUCAUAAUACUUUCAACAAUUUACAAAUAGAAAGAAGAGUUAGACCUAGUUUAUUUACACCGUUAUGGAAAUUGGGAGCGUUAGGAAUUGGAAUGGGGACAGCAUUAAUUAGUAAAGAAGCUGCUAUGGCAUGUACAGUUGCUGUUGAAACUGUUAUUGGUGGUCAUUAUAAUGAUCAAUUACGUGUAUUAAUGAAUCAAUAUGGAGUUGAUAUUAAAGAUAAAGAAACUGGAGAAAUUUUAAAAACUGAAGAGUUGGAAAGAGAUUUAAAAGUUAGUAAUGAAUUAAAAGAUUUAAAAAAUACUAUAAGUCAAUUUAGAGAUGAUGAAUUAGAACAUUUAGAUACUGCUAUUGAACAUGAUGCUCAAAAAGCUGUUCCUUAUAUGAUUUUAACUGAAGGUAUUAAAUUGAUAUGUAGAGGUGCAAUUUGGACUGCUGAAAGAAUAUAG
Lodderomyces jiufengensis is the source of this 765-nucleotide messenger RNA. Its product is annotated as putative monooxygenase. Gene Ontology annotation, cellular component: mitochondrial inner membrane. The record is from RefSeq and is a predicted model, not a curated record. Bases 1 to 765 code for a protein of 254 amino acids. Gene Ontology annotation, molecular function: 3-demethoxyubiquinol 3-hydroxylase activity. Gene Ontology annotation, biological process: ubiquinone biosynthetic process. NCBI's taxonomy places the organism in Eukaryota, Fungi, Ascomycota, Pichiomycetes, Serinales, Debaryomycetaceae. The transcript has a single exon.